Messenger RNA from Cheilinus undulatus (humphead wrasse), 2932 nucleotides. RefSeq names its product vesicle-associated membrane protein 4 (gene vamp4). Gene Ontology annotation, biological process: vesicle-mediated transport; Golgi ribbon formation. The transcript has 9 exons. Gene Ontology annotation, cellular component: membrane. Lineage: Eukaryota; Metazoa; Chordata; Actinopteri; Labriformes; Labridae. The coding region runs from base 328 to 750 and encodes 140 amino acids. The record is from RefSeq and is a predicted model, not a curated record.
CCGGGUCAGAGCCGUUAGCAUCCUUCGUGAUGAUCUCCCGGUGUCCCCGUCCGGUUAGCAUCUGACAUGAACAAGGCCAAACCGUGAAGCCAAGCCGAACCCUGAAGAUCUGGAUUCAUACCUGGAUUCACACCUGAGAACAUUUGACUUCAGCUGCCGCGAGUGUCGGAUUUUAAAGGAAACAGCAGAGCCAGAACAGGACGCUUCAGAGAAAUCCAGAGUGUCAGGCUGAACUGGAUUCAAUGUUCAGCAGAUGGACACUGAUGACGUCCUUCUCCUCCUGUCCUGCAGAGGGAGCCAGAUCGGGAGGAGCAGCCUGAAGACAACAUGCCCCCGAAGUUUAAACGACACCUGAACGACGAUGAGGUCACGGGAUCAAUCCGCAGUGAGAGGAGGAACCUUCUGGAAGAGGACUCUGAUGAGGAGGAAGACUUCUUUCUGAGGGGGCCCACGGGACCCAGAUUUGGACCUCAGCACGACAAACUGAAGCAUGUGCAGUCUCAGGUGGACGAGGUGAUUGAUGUGAUGCAGGAGAACAUCUCUAAGGUGAUCGAGAGAGGAGAGCGACUUGACGACCUGCAGGACAAGUCAGAGAGCCUAUCAGACAACGCAUCAGCCUUCAGCAGCCGAGCCAAACAGCUGCACAGGAGAAUGUGGUGGAGAGACAUGAAGAUGAAGAUCAUAAUUGCUCUGGUAGUCGUUGCUCUGCUGCUCAUCAUCAUCAUUCCUGUGAUCCUCCGAUACCGCUAGUGUCUGACCAGGAGAAUGAGGAAUCCCCUCCUCUCCGUCUCUCUCUCCUCUGCACACAGUCCUUCACUCCAGCUAGGGGGCACCAGUCAGCCUCCCUCUCCCCCCUCAGUACCCCCCUGUACACUGAACUCCUCCUUAGUGCAGAUCUUAUUAAAACAUGCUGAGAUCUGAGCUGAGGGUCGGUUUGAGUCCUAGUUGCAGAAAGGGAUCAUGGGAAAACUGGGGAGGUAUUUUAAUGCUGCCUCAUGAAGGAGAGCUCAUCGUAAACGUCACAUUUAGAGUCUGCUGUACACAAAGGGAAACUCUUCAUAGGUAGAAAUUUAACUCUGCAGCUGAUGAACCUCAGAUGUCUACCCUUGAUGCCUUGUGUGGCGCCGUCAGAGCGGCGACAUUUAAAGGGAACAUUUUAAACACAAGGUGAGGGAACAUAUGAAGGUCAUCUGCUCGCUCUGAGUCUUUAGAUGGUCCUGAUUUCUGCACCAGCUCUGCAUAAUGUUUAUGUUUUACUGACAUUUAAGGCGUUUCACCAGCUGAGACCGUUCUAAUUUAGGUAAAAGUCACACUUUAAAGCCUGAUUCAUACUUCUUGCAUCAGAUCUGUGCUGUAGUAUACACCCUUGAUUUUCAACUGGAGAGUCUUUUAUCUUUCAUCCAUCUCAAACUGACCAAAUGUAUGAUAGAAAAAGUGAAGGUUGGUGGGUCAUGAUGCUAGAACCACUGGUGUCUUUGAGGAUCAUUAGAUCUGUGUUGUUAUUUCAAAUUAGGAAUUGCAAGUGCAGCUCAAUGGUCAUCUCCCUGCUCAGGAUUUUAAUCAUCUUGGCAUUCUCAUCUUUGCAUUCCACGGUGAAUGCAGCCCUGAACCCUAAAUGAAGCCGACGCACAUAGUCGAUGUGAACAUCUUCAAAAAUAUAACUGCUGUGAUUGGUCAGCCUGUCUGAGUAAUGUCUGCAGAUCCAACUAGUAAGCUCUACUCACUGACAUCUGAAAAUAUCAGUCAUGCAUCUCUCUCUCAGUAGAUGAACAAGUGAAAAAAUCCCCCAUCCUCUGCCUCAGCUGCUUCCAUUAAUCAAUAUCUAACAUAUGCAACUCGUUUGGGUGGAGAAUACACAUAGACACACCAUCACACUGACUAACAGUGCUCCCAAUGGUGUUGGUCCGUUUGGUGUACGUUUGAUGCAGACUUUAAUUUUCACCUCGCUCUUUGUCGGUGCUCCGCUUCAGCAUCUCCCCAAACAUCAGACCUCAUCUCCUCCAUCCUAAUAUCUGAACUUGUCUCUAGUCCGGGUUCUAAUCAGACAUUUGAAUUUAUUAAUCCAUUUACCACACAGUAAUUCACCAGCUCAUUGUUCCAGUCUGUCUGUAGGGAUGUACCCUGCUAUCAUUAGACUGAUACGGAGACAUUAGGGUGUUAGGGAUCAAGGAUGGAAGAUUAGAGUCUGUUUUGAAGGGUUUUAUCCACUCUUGGCCCCUUAUUUACAGCCAAAAACCACGUUUUAGUCCCUUAAAGUAGUUUUACAUGGAUUCUUCAUAUUUGACAAACACCUGUCGACUAUGUUUAGGCCCCAGGAAGUCACAUGGCCCCAGGACCAAUAGGUAAAGCUGCCCAUGGACUUAAGACAGAGCUUACACAGAGCUGGUGCAACAGGAACAUAGGAGACUACCCGUAAUUCUUAGGGAUGUUUAAAGGGAACAUAUUUUAGCUGAGAGAACAUGUACUUGUCUUUGGAUCCUCUUGGCUUCACGUGCCCGUCAUGUUUCCCGGUCAGCUCAGAUUUGAAAGCCCAUCUGCUCGCCUCCAUAAAUCUCUUCUUCUACCGUACCGCCGCGCUGUCAUACCCAAACAUCCAGGUUAUGAAUGUGUCCUCUCCUUCCUGCAGCUCCAUGCCGAGCUCUGGACCUGUUUGGUCACGGCUGGCGGCUGUUUGGUUUUAAAGUGGUCUUUAAUACGGCUUCUGUGUUGUCCACUCGCUCGGUGUGAUGCUGCGUGGACCUUUGGUCUCUGCACUGGAUGCUGAGCCAUGGAACAAACCUGAUUUAACUGUAUAAAACACAAAUCUCCAUUUUAUUAUUUGAAUGUAACUUAUUUAGCUGUACAUAUUGAUUCUACGGAUGUAUAAUACUCUGACACUGCAUUGGAAGACUGUGAGAUCCUUUUUGCUCUGAAAUAAAGUGGUUUAAAAGUG